AUGCUUCGACCUGCUCGAAAAGAGGACGUGCUUGCUUUUGAAAGUGCUUGCCGAAGAGGUGAAAUAGGAAUAGUCAAAGAGUUAUUGGAAUCGACGAUCGAGGAAGAUCGGAAGACAAGGAUAUGUGGAUGUGAACGUUCAAGAUACAAAAGUAAGAUCAAUAGAAGUAUCCUAAUAUUAAUAAUUAUUAUUGUUCAGAAUACAUUAUUACAUGUCGCUUGUAUCAAGGGAAAUUUGGAAGCCGUUUCUUUGCUUUUAGAACAUCAUUGUGACACGAAUUUGCAAGAUAUUACUGGAAAAACCGCAUGUGACCUUGCAGAACAUAGAGGACAUUUCGAAUUAUUACAUGUCAUUCGAGGAAAGGACUAUGCCAAGAAAUUGCAUCGUUCCUUACAGAAACAUCUUCACAGAUUGACACCAUUGACUGAUAUUUUCUUUCAAACGGUGGAAUAA
Molecule: messenger RNA, 453 nt
Organism: Naegleria fowleri
Lineage: Eukaryota; Heterolobosea; Eutetramitea; Acrasida; Naegleriidae
Exons: 5
Coding region: 1-453 (150 amino acids)
Molecular function (GO): protein binding
Source: RefSeq, a predicted model, not a curated record